AUGGCUGCCGAACCCCCCGCAAAGAAAAAGUGCUUGGGCGUCGACUGCGAAAACGACGCCGGCACCCUCCAAUGCCCGACCUGCCUCAAGCUUGGCAACAAGGACAGCUUCUUUUGCUCCCAGGACUGUUUUAAGAAGAGCUGGAGCACGCACAAGUCCAUGCACAAAUCUCAAAGUAAUAUCCUCCACCACUUGCUCGCCCCGAAAGCAAUCUCACCAGAUCCAGCGACCGGUUACUACAAUCCCUUCCCGAGUUUCCCCUUCGCCGGCCCUCUGCGCCCCGUCUACCCUCUCUCCGAGCACCGCACCGUUCCCCGGUCGAUCACGCACCCCGUCUGGUCUGAGGAUGGCAACCCCAAGUACAGCCGCUCGCUCAGCAGCCGCACCAAGUUUGAGAUUCUCGAUGCCAAGGGUAUAGAGGCCAUGCGCAAGGUCUCCAAGCUCGCGCGCGAGGUCCUCGACCUGGCCGCCGCCGCCGCCGUCCCUGGCGUCACCACGGACUACAUUGACGAGAUUGUACACAACGCUUGCGUCGAGCGCAAGUCGUAUCCCUCCCCCCUCAACUACAACCACUUCCCGAAGUCCUGUUGUACUUCCGUUAACGAAGUCAUUUGCCAUGGCAUCCCCGAUAAGCGCGUCCUCCUCGACGGGGAUAUCCUCAAUAUUGACGUGACCCUGUACCACGAAGGGUACCACGCCGAUCUGAACGAGACGUACUACAUUGGCGACCGCGCCAAGGCCGACCCGGAUAACGUGCGCGUUGUUGAGGCGGCCCGUGAGUGCCUCGACGAGGCGAUCAAGGCCGUCAAGCCCGGCGUGCAGAUUCGCGAGUUCGGCAACAUCAUUGAGAAGCACGCCAAGACGAAAGACUGCAGCGUCAUCCGCACUUAUUGCGGCCACGGCAUCGGCAAGCUGUUCCACUGCCCGCCAAACGUGCCUCACUAUGCCAAGAACAAAACGCCUGGCGAGUGCAAGGCUGGUAUGACAUUCACUAUCGAGCCCAUGAUUGCGCUGGGCAAGUACCGAGAUAUCACAUGGCCGGACAACUGGACGAGCACCACCAUUGACGGCAAACGGACAGCUCAAUUCGAGCAAACCCUACUGGUGACAGAAGACGGCGUCGAGGUGCUGACGGCGAGAAACGAAAAUUCCCCUGGUGGUCCGGUACCGAUGCCUACUGUGGCGUAA
Molecule: messenger RNA, 1188 nt
Organism: Cordyceps fumosorosea ARSEF 2679
Lineage: Eukaryota; Fungi; Ascomycota; Sordariomycetes; Hypocreales; Cordycipitaceae
Product: methionine aminopeptidase 1
Exons: 4
Coding region: 1-1188 (395 amino acids)
Biological process (GO): proteolysis
Molecular function (GO): metalloaminopeptidase activity
Source: RefSeq, a predicted model, not a curated record